Messenger RNA from Sporothrix brasiliensis 5110, 1050 nucleotides. RefSeq lists its product as uncharacterized. The coding region runs from base 1 to 1050 and encodes 349 amino acids. The record is from RefSeq and is a predicted model, not a curated record. NCBI's taxonomy places the organism in Eukaryota, Fungi, Ascomycota, Sordariomycetes, Ophiostomatales, Ophiostomataceae. Gene Ontology annotation, cellular component: mitochondrion. Gene Ontology annotation, molecular function: oxidoreductase activity. The transcript has a single exon.
AUGUACCCCAAAAUGCGUGCGUGGGUGCGCACAAAGCGCGGAAUGCCCCCAACAUCGCUGAAGUUAAGGACCGAUGUCCCCACACCAGCCAAUCCUACGGGAUCGAUUUCGUCUGAUGUCAUCAUUCGUGUGUCGCACGUCGCCCUUCAGUUUAACAGCAAGCUUUUUCUGAACUUGCUUCCCUCUGUUCCAUUUUGGGGCAGCCGCACUUGGAUCCCGGAGCUCGAGUUUUCUGGCGAGGUGGUCGCUGCUGGCAGUGGUGCGCCGCCGGAAGUUCGCGACGUCGGUACCCGCGUCGUCGCUUUCCAAACAAUUUCUGGCCUUGCACUCGGCUAUGGUGUGUUGGCUGAAUAUGUGCGAAUUCCCGGAACACAAGUUGUGCCUCUGCCAGAGUCCGUGGACUUUGUCCAGGCCUCCGGUGUUACAGGGGCUGGGUGCACUGCCCUCAAGCUCUUGCGCAAGAGCGGCGUCAAACGGGGCCAACGCGUACUGGUAAAUGGUGCCAGUGGGUCUGUGGGCUCUGUUUUGAUACAAUUGUGCAAGUCGCGUGGUAUCUACGUCGUCGGUAUUGCGAGCGGCGCAAACGAGGCCACAGUCCGCGGCUGGGGCGCUGACGAGUUUGUCGACUACCGGGCACACGUUGGGUCGUUGCCGGAGUUCCUUACCGAAACAUACCGUGACACGCCCUUCGACUUUAUCAUGGACUGUGUAGGCAAACAAGACCUCUUUGUUGGCUCUCCUGGGUAUCUCAGGGCUGAAGGUGCGACGCUUAACAUCGGGGCCCUAGAAGGUGUCUUCCGGGUCACGGGCAACUUGCUGUCUAAUAUGCUGCGGCCCGUUUGGUUAGGCGGUGUACCGCGUCGUUACAUCUUUUUCAGUUCCCCACCUUUGCAUGGUGAUGUCGUUAUUCUUGCACAACUAAUGGGCGAGGGAAAACUGACAACACCGGUAGACUCGGUGUUCGUCAUGGAAGAACUCUUAGCAGCGUACGAUCGUGUCGCUACUAAGCGAGCCUGCGGGAAAGUAGUUAUCAAGGUCGGUGCCAAGUAG